GAUGUCUAUUUGUUAAGUGGGAAAGUGUGGGCGACACGAGGAUCAGCAACUUAUUUGAAUAUGGCGUCAUCAUCACGUUCGUGGGAUGUUCAGAAUAUAUAUAUAUAGCGCAUGUAUGGAUCGACAAAUCAGACACAAGCUAAUUCAGUAUCAUAAGAUAGAUGUUGGAUAAAAUUAUUCGACCAUCAUUCAGAAUGAAGGUGUUUAUGCUGUUAUCUGCGUUGUCCGUUGUAUCAGCUUUAGAAAGCAGUAAGGAAUGCGACGGAAGCACCGGUGUCGAGUGGAAAGAAGACCCGACAUAUUGUUCCGUGUUCUAUCUAUGUUACAAUGGACAGAUAACUAAAUACUCGUGUCCCAGAAACAUGGUGACAGACCCCAACAGCAAAGCGUGUGUGCCGAAAGGAUCCAAACUGGACAAAUGCUCUAUCAAAGAUAGUGUUCCACAGUGUUAUGCUUCCCUGAAGGAGUCUUGUGCCAAAUACAUACACUGUCCCGUCCCGAGGGAUCUUGGAACGUCCGUUAUACCGGAAGUACAAGAGUGUCCCUACCCACUUCUGUACGACGAGGACAGUAAGCUGUGUUCCUACCCAGACUCUGUCAAAUGUGGAGACAGGACCGAACCCAAGGAUCCAUGUGAUUAUACGGCUAACCAGUGCCAAGGUCCUAAUUGUGUGCCGUGUAGCGCCCGUCAUCCCAGCUGUUCCGGACGACCGGACGGACUGAAUGUGUGGCCCGGAAGGGAACAGACUCCUUAUUUUGUUGCCUGUCGAGGAGAGCGCGUGAUCUACCAGGGUCUGUGUCCACAGGGAAAUAAGGAGCGGAUUUUCGACCCUGAAGCAGCAGGAUGUGUGGAUAUAUAGAACCAUUGUAAUAAAAUGUAUAUCGAUGUAUUCCAGUGAGGCUCUACAACACUGACUAUCUCCACUAUGAUAUUUAUUCUUCUGAGAUUACAUAUGAUAUUUCUUAUCAAAACAUUUUGUAAUAAAAGUUUUCGAUU
This is a messenger RNA of Pecten maximus, 997 nucleotides long. RefSeq lists its product as uncharacterized. The record is from RefSeq and is a predicted model, not a curated record. Gene Ontology annotation, cellular component: extracellular region. Gene Ontology annotation, molecular function: chitin binding. The coding region runs from base 162 to 860 and encodes 232 amino acids. The transcript is spliced from 3 exons. NCBI's taxonomy places the organism in Eukaryota, Metazoa, Mollusca, Bivalvia, Pectinida, Pectinidae.